CUGACCUCGCGGCUGAAGUCCGCGGCUCCGCCCAAAUAGGGAGCAGGGGCGGGGCGAUCGCCUCUUUCCCACGGGGCGACCAGGAAGGAGAAAGGGCAGGACGGAGGUGAGCCGGCCGCGGAGGAGCUGGCAAGUGCUGCAGCAGCCCGCGCCAUGUCGGCCUACAACCCGGGCACGGAGCUCGACCUCAGCUGGAUCUCCAAAAUACAGGUGAAUCAGCCGGCAGUUCUGAGGCGUGCUGAACAAAUCCAGGCCCGCAGAACCGUGAAAAAGGAGUGGCAGGCUGCUUGGCUCCUGAAAGCUGUUACCUUUAUAGAUCUUACUACACUUUCAGGUGAUGACACACCCUCCAAUGUUCAAAGGCUCUGUUACAAAGCCAAGUAUCCAAUCCGAGAAGACCUCUUAAAAGCUUUAAACAUGCACGAUAAAGACAUCACUACAGCUGCCGUUUGUGUCUACCCGGCCCGCGUGUGUGAUGCAGUGAAAGCACUGAAGGCUGCGGGCUGUACGAUCCCAGUGGCAUCAGUGGCUACUGGCUUUCCAGCGGCACAGACUCAUUUGAAAACACGAUUACAAGAGAUCAUAUUGGCUGUGGAAGACGGAGCUAUGGAAAUCGAUGUGGUAAUUAAUAGGACCUUGGUGCUGACAGGCCAAUGGGAAGCCCUGUAUGAUGAGAUUCGUCAGUUUCGCAAGGCCUGUGGGAAGGCUCAUCUCAAAACCAUCUUAGCAACAGGAGAACUUGGAUCUCUCACUAAUGUCUAUAAAGCCAGUAUGAUAGCAAUGAUGGCAGGAUCAGAUUUUAUUAAGACAUCUACUGGAAAAGAAACAGUAAAUGCCACCUUCCCUGUAGCAAUAGUAAUGCUACGGGCCAUCAGAGAUUUCUUCUGGAAAACUGGAAACAAGGUAGGCUUUAAGCCAGCAGGAGGCAUCCGCAGUGCAAAGGAUUCCCUUGCUUGGCUCUCUCUCAUGAAGGAGGAGCUGGGAGAGGAAUGGCUGAAGCCAGAGCUCUUUCGAAUCGGUGCCAGCACUCUGCUUUCGGACAUCGAGAGGCAGAUUUACCAUCAUGUGACUGGAAGAUAUGCUGCUUAUCAUGACCUUCCAAUGUCUUAAAUCAGCAGUGAACUCCAGGGAAGUUUUCUACAGCAUUGGAAAAUGAUUUUUCUACACAAUUGCUACAAUUAUUUAAUUAAAAAAUGGAGGAAUAGGUAGCUGACUUUUUUCCCCUUAAAAUUUCCACUGAAUUUAAUUUCUAGAAUGAAAGAAAAAAAAAACCCAACCAAUCCACACAUGGCACUCAUUUCAGGCACAUCUAAAAUGGUCUUAAUUGCUGUAAGACCUGUUAAUUUUGUGAAGGUUUUCUCUGAAAAACCCUGAGUAUAAUGUUAAUGAUAGCUUUGACAACAUUGAAUUCUGAGGAAUAAAAAACAUUAAACUGCCCAAGAAACGUGCUCUAGCAAAAGAAAACACAGCAUCCCUGACCUGCUGCUGUAUUCUAACGACUUCAGGAAUCACUGACUCAGCACUAAUUUCCUGCCUCAAAAAUCCAUCUUUAAUUUUUGCAACAGAUAUGCUCUUUUAUUAAUUGUUUUACUAAUGAAACUUCUGUCAUUGUUAUAUAAAACUCUGGAUAUCACUGAAUUUUUUAAUUAAAAUAAAUCCCUGUAGUUGUUUAUUUUUUUAUAAACUUUAAAUUAUAGCAAUACAUAUUGAAAAAUUAAUCCAUUCAACUUGUAAAGAGGUUUUAUCAAUGAUUUUCUGAAUCUUUCUAGGAGAGUCCUUGGGUAUUCAUCUCAGGUAAAGUACCUCAGUACAUUAUUAAUGAAUACAACUUAUGUAUGUAUUCUGAAACUUUUAAGAUUUUCUGGUAUAGUGAAUAGGAGAAAAACAGCAGACCCUAACACCGCACUUAACAAGUGCUAAACUCCUUACAGAUAUCAAUUUAAUCCUUGUUUAAUCCCUAUAACAGUAAGGUAAAUACAAUAAGAUUUUUAAUCCUUACAACAGGAAGUACUGACAUUAACAUCCUUUUAAAUCCAGAUGAGGGCCUAAGGCACAGAGAGCUUAAGCAACUUGCCAAAGGUCACAAAGCUGUAAACCAGCAGAGUCAAGAGUCAAGCCCAGUCUGUGAGUCUGUGCAGACACCCAUGUGUAUCACUGUUCCCCAGCACACACAGGCACAGAAUCGGAGCUCACUGUCAGCUGUGCGGCACAAUAAUCUGCGUCACAGUCUACUGGUUCCUUUGCGCUCUGUCUCUCCCAGCUUCUCACCUUCACUCUUUUUGCUUGCUAGCAUCUCUACUACAUCAUAGAACCUAAGUUUUCUGGACCUCAGUUUCUUCAUUUGUAACAUAAAGGGGUAGAGGUAGGUGAUGUCAAGGUGCUUUCAGACCUAAAAGGAUAUACCAUGAGGAUAGUUAUAAUAAAUCCAAGAAAAUGUUUUAUGGCUAUAAACAGAAAAAAAUUUAUUGUAGCAAUCUAAAUUACAAUUUGCCUCUCAGGAGUCAAUUAGGCAAAUCCCUCCAAGCACCUCUCUGACUAAAUGAAACAACUAAAAUAGAACGGGGAAAAAAAACCUUGCUUUCUCCCAACACCUUAGCAGAAAGCUGACUCUUGACUUCUGAUGUGGUCAGUGUCUCUGAAUGCCAUGUCCACUUUCAUAACAUGCUGGCCCAGUUGCCCACCAGCACAAUGGCCAGUCACCUUUGGAGAAGAAACUUUGCAGAAAAAUAAUUACAUUCUAUCACCUUUGAAGCUAUUCCAAUUUCACAGGGGUUUCUGUUUUCCUCCCAUUAAACCCAGCUGGUCAUUUUAGUUGAUCAGGCAUCAUUAUCUUCAAUUCUAAUUUAUAUGAGGCAUCCACUGAAAUUGACCUCUGCGGACAAUUAUAGAUUCACAUAGGAAAUUAAGACUGGUGAGUCCCUAAAACCUAUUAGAGGCUGAUGAGCAUGGCCUGAUCCAAAGGUAAGUAAUGUUAGAUUUUGGGGGACAAUUUAUUCCAAGGACUAUUAGCCUCUUCAUCAGGAAUGUCUCCACCUUGCCUGGCUCUUGAAAUCAAAUGUAAAAUAGAUGAUUGAAUAGGAAAACUCUAGUAAAUGUUGAUUCCUAUGAAAACAUACGAGGAAGAGGUUAUUUCUGAGAUGACUGAUUUAGUACAAACAGAUUUGUGUACUUGAGAACACUGGGAGCAGACGCUUUAUACAAGCAGAAAAUGAGUUUUUGCUGUUUUCUGUGUUUAAAGCUUCUAAUAAAAGCAGUCCCCCUUCCCCCAUUUGUCACAAUUGUUCAAUAAAGCAUUUAAGGUUUUAACGUUAUUUUUAAACAACCAAUCAUAUAAUAUAGGGGCUUAAAAUGAGUUAAGGGACUAUCUAGUUCCAUCCACCAUUUUUACCUGAGAAAAGAAACUCAAAGUGGGAAGUAUGCAAGGUCACAUACAAAGUCAAAGUUGAGCCCAGAAGCUAGAUCACAUCAUGCCAUGAAAUAUUAUAUAAGACACUGACAAUUCCUUACUUAUUUAUACAUCCUACCAUACUGAAAUUAUGUUCCUCAGCAUGUAAACUUCAGACUCACUUUUGCCUCUAGGAGUCUUCUGACUGGUGUUUCUGAGAAGACCAACCUUCUAAACCUAGUCCAAGUGAUAGUGUGGUUAAUUUCAUCUGUUAGACUUUCAGAAUUUUUGGUGAUCUCAAGAACACUUUCUUUUUAUGAAAGUUUAAUGUUUGUUUGUUUUUUGUUUUUUAAGGGGGAGCUAGUUUGGAUCCUCGUCUACAAAUGGAGAGAGAAUGAUAGUUUAAUCACAAAACAAUUUCCUAAUGACAGUCUCUUUGCCUCAUUCUGGAUUAUUUCAACACGAACACGAAAGUUAGGUAAAUUAGUUUGCAUGUAAUACAGCAUAUGAGGAGACCUGUGCAAAGCAGGGACUGUUACAGAUAUCUACCUGGAAGUGCAUCCUUGCGAGAACAUGAUAUGGCAUCUGUCCUGACUGAGCAGAACAGUUUGCUAUGUUAUACAUACUCAUAUAUGUCUUAAGUCAAAUCUAGAAAAACCAAAUCAGUCUUUGGAAAAAUCAAUUUGCACUUCUAGUACAGAGGGAGACCAAUAUUAAUGUUUCUUCCAUCAACUUGAUCAUUUUUGCUGACACAACAUGAAUAGGGCCAGAAUGUAGAAAUAGAAAGAAGAAGAAGGGAUUGGAAUAGAUUGUACUUUCAAAGGAAAUGAAAGGUUAUGUCCAUUUUGGCACUAGACAAGAGGUAUGAGGUGAAUUCAAUUUCUACGGUUGUUUUCCUGAUCAUGCUCAAGAGUCUUGCCUCCCAAAGGAAAAUAUAUAUUUUGUAAUCACCACCAAAUGAUCCUUUCCAGAAAUGACCACAGGUAACAUCUGGCUGAUCUAUAAAAUAUGUAGUAAAAAUAAUCAUUUUUAAUUAACUAAAACCUGCUCAGGAGAGAGAGUCAGAGGAAUAUCCAUCUGGUCAAUUCUUAUUUAAUAGGGCAAAUGAGGAUCAGAAUGUGGAAUGCAAUAUAUGUGAAAUACUUAGUGACCUUACAAUGAACUAAACUUUUUUUUAGGAAGAAUGGGUGAGGAGGAGGAAUCAAUAGCUAGAAAGGACAGACAACACUUGAUGUUUUAUUUCUAGAAGUACAACUUUACUGUAAAACACAGGUAGAAUAUAAGAAGCCCAGGUCUUGUGGAUUAGUUUCUAUGGUCCAAUGAAGGAAAUGUGUUUUAAUUCAUUUGAACAGUAGAACGAGGUUAUACUUUAUUCUGGAGCUUGACAAGGAUGAUGGAGAGUUUUAAAAACUCAUUAUAAAUAAAGGUAAAAGGAAUGGGGCCCGAGGAGACGAUUGAAGGGUACUUGAUGUCUCACGGUCCCAGGAAGUUACUUCUGUAUUGUCUCUUAACAACCAAGAGUCCUGUAUUUCCUCUGUAGAAGAAGAAAUGAGUUGAUGCUACAUGUGAAGUUGGAUUAGUUCUGGGGAAGAACUCUAAUGCUCUGAAAUGUGUUAUAAGGUACAUUUGCUAUUCCCUUCUCAGAAGUAGAUACUCUUUUGUUUGGAGUGGUUAGCUGUGCUGCCUAAGAAAGUACGUGUAGUUCCCUAACUACUUUCCCAAACUAGUAUACAUCAGAAACAUUGGGAGAGUUUAUAUCGCCAGAGUUUCCAUUUCAGUAAAUCUGCUAUGGGGCCCCAGAAUCUGCAUUUCCAAGAUGUUCCCAGGUGACAACACUGACCCAGGAACCACGCUUUGAAACCACUGGGUUAGAAAGCCUUGUACUCAACACGUAAAUGCCAAUGUACAUGCAUCUUUCCAUAGUAAAACCCACCAGCUGCUGCACUUGUGUAUCAUGAAAAGCCAGGUUAAAUGUGUAUAUUGUGUUGGAUUUCAUAGCCAAGAACAAGAGAAGGAACAAUGCAAAGGACAUCUCUUAAUCCUUUCACAGUAGGCAGUGAACUUGAUUACCUUUGGGGCUUAAAAGCAAGCUUUGGAGCCUAGAAUAAACAUUUUAGAUGAGUUUAGAAUCAUCCACAAAAUCUUCCAAAGGAUUUCAGCAAGUCAAGAUAGCAAGAUUUAGGGGUAUUUGAUCUUUACCUAUUUGGAAUGCAUUAAAUUUUGGUGAUUCCAGUAUAAUUGUACUUAAAACCAAGACCUAUUUAAACAGAGCCCAUUCUUGAACUUAUAAUUGAAAUAGAUACAAUGUUCUAGGGAAGGUCCAUUCACAGAUACUUGGCUUCUUAAUUUGAAGCUACUGUGCAAAGUGAUCUCCAGGCUGGGGGGUGAUGAAAACAGUAGGUCUUCAGUCUUCUUAACACAAAAGGAUGUUUUAAAUUUGUUUUUUGCUUUUUUUAGUGUGUGUUCUGCCAGACAAUACAUAAUCAGGCAUGCUUCUUAGUAACAGAACGCCCCUCUACAUAGUUUUAAGCAGAAAAUGAAUUUAUUUUUAAAGCAUAUUGAGUAUCUUACAGAAUAGGAAAACCAGAUUGUUGAGCACAGAGGCAGCCAGUGAAGAAGAAUGCCCAAACCACUCUUUAGAACUGCUCCAGUGAAGACUCAAUGCUACCACCUCUGGGUGCUUGAUACCCAAACCUCUGCUUUUGCCACCCCUGUAAGCUGGAGUCCUCAUUUCUCAACAGUGGCCAAAGAUGGAAUCCUCCAUUGCUGUCUUGGGUAACAAAUUCCUAUGUGGUUGUGUCUGAUUGUUGGAGCCUCAGUCACAUGCCUGUAUUCUAGCUGUAAAGGAAGCUGGGAAAGCACGUUUUGCCUUCUUGAGGGAAGUGGGACAUAGUGUUCAAAAGAUGUUGUUUGGUCACUAAUUAUGAUAGUUGUUAACUACUGUAUAACAAGGAGACACAGUUCAUAACUUAGUGGUAGAAAAGAACUUUUUGCCCCUCAGCUGCAUUUCCACUUCCAGUCAGACUCUAAAGCUGUGCUCUAGAGUCACCUCUUGUCUCUUCAUCCCAUACAGUAGGUCUAGAGAAGCUCUAUGAAGUCCUUUUUACACUCACUCUCACCAGCAAUAUGUAGCAGUGCACUUUCCCCAAAAUAGUUAAACUUCUAUAUCUCUAGACAGCUAUCUAUUGACUUCCAAACAUGAGUAAUGAUAAAUUUAGUUUCAUUGUUUUUACUUCCUCCCCUUCAUCUUUCACCCAAACUCACCUGAUUCUUUAUGAUUAUAUAAUUUUUCAUAUAUUUUUUAGACUGAAAUUAUUUAUAGCUUUGUUACAUUGAUGUAUCAGCUUCAAUAAUCUUUCUAUCCUCUGCUGUACCAGAUGAGAAAUCAGCAUAUUGACAUUACUAUCCACCAUCUGUCUUCUUCCCCUCCAAACCUUUGCUAUAUUACUUCUACAUCAUUAGAGUUUAUAACAUGUAAAUUCUGUUCUGUGACCAUAAUCUCCAAAAUCAUUUUAGUUUUAGUCCUACAGUUAAAUGAAGUCAAUAUUUAGGACCAGUACUCCAUUUAUCUCUUUGCUUUUCAAAAUUUGGCCUAUAGUAGUUUCUUCAGGAAGGGCUUGGGGUAUACUCCUUAGUUUUUCCAAGCUCAAAAAAUGUUAAUUUUCAUUACAUGUUAAUGACUAUUUAGCUGUGUACAAUUCUUGGACCACACAGUUUAUUUCCUGACAACUUUGUACCAUUGCUCCAAUGUCUUCUAGCAUUGAACAUUUCAGUGGGAACUAACAUUCUGACUUAAACUUUGCCUUGAUGCACAACAGUUUGGUUUUUUUUCUUUCAGUUACAGUAACUUUGCUAAAAGGUUAAAUGUUUUGUGUCGAUUUUUCCUGGAAUUCAGUGUUCCCCCUCAGUCCAUAGAGUCAUGACUUAUGUUUAGGGAGAGUUACUUUGAAGUAUAUCUUUAACAUUUUCCUAUUUUAUUAUUAUUUUUUUACCUCUUCAGGAUACUAGUUAUUGCAUAUGUUAAGGUUUGUUUUUUGUUUUGUUCUAUUUUUUUAUCUGUCCUGUUUAGCUAUUAUUUUUUCUAAUUAUUUUCUACUUUAUUAAAUUGCACUCUUUUUCUAUUCCUAACAUCCUUGUUUCUUUCCAUGUUUUUAGCAGGAUAUGUGAAAUAUUUGUUUCCUGGAUUCUGUCACAUUAUAUUUCAUUCCCUAAAAUCUUGCAGUAUCAUCCCCAAGCUCUUGUAUAUUUGAUAUGAGCUCUUGCUUUAUAAAUAUGGUAGCUUUGUUUAGGUCUUUUGUUUUUUUAAGUUUAGGGCAAUAUGUUUGACCCACAUUUUUAUCUACUCUAAGGAAACAUUUUUUUCUAGUGAGUAUUCUUUGUCUUCCAUUUUAUUCCUGUUUAUUUUUUUCUCUUAUUUUCUUAUAGUAGCUUUGCUGAUAUGAGUUUUUUCUGGAUCAGCAACUGGCAGGAGCUUUAUGGAGGAGAGAUGCCAUGUCCAUGUUCUAGGCCACAGGAAUUCUUACUGUUCACAGACACACAGCUCCUUACGACACAAGAUUGUGUGUUUGAAUUAUUUUGGCUGUAACUCUCCCUAGCCACCAGAGAUCAAUGGCUUUACACAUUGCACUUCUGUUCUCUGGCCUUUCCUCAACAACAGGCUGCUUCCUGCAACUCUGGGGUUGCUGUGUAAUUUUCCUUUUAGCCCUCACCCCUCUGCUCCUCUUUGAUGCCAAACUAGGUCCCGGGAAAUUCCUGUUGCCAGUUCAUGCACCUAUCCCUACUGAUCCAUAGAAGUUAUGGGUCUGCCUUCUUAGGAUAUGCCACCUACUUUGAUUUGCUGCCUUUGAGACCAAGGUUUUGGAAUUUGUAUAAAUGUUACAUUUUAAUAGAAAGCUGUUCAUUGUGUUUGGAAUGGAUAUAAAUUCCAAUUCACUUUGAAAUCAGUAUUAGAAACAACAGCAACUCUAUAGCCGAAUGUGGUAAGAAAUGGAGGUUGAAGCUGUAGCCCCUAAGGCAUUUGGCAUUAUUCUGUAUCUCACCCUCAGAUAAAACAUCGUUCCCAUUGGAAUAUGGAGGGGAAUAAUAAAUAAAACUGAGUUUGGAAAGUGUCUGGCAUGGAAAAGCUGUUUAAAAAGUUCCAGUUAUUCUCUCUACUACCAUGAUGACACUACAAAAAAAAAAAAAGUGGGAAAUUCACCCAUGUAAAAAUAUACUAUUUUGAUAAUGCAAAUCUAAUCUUUUUAUGAGUAUAAAUGUACUUCUUCUGUUACAGUUCCUCCUCCUGGGCAUCCUUGAAGCCCAUCCAUCACUAAGCAACAUCAGAAAAGAAGAUUCCAAAUCGGAAGCCGUUGCUCACUCUUCUGACUUACUGUAAUCCAUCGUUCUUCAGUCUUAUAAUAAAAUUACUGCCUUUUGUCUUUU
Hipposideros armiger (great roundleaf bat) is the source of this 8806-nucleotide messenger RNA. It is a transcript of the gene DERA, whose product is annotated as deoxyribose-phosphate aldolase. The record is from RefSeq and is a predicted model, not a curated record. Gene Ontology annotation, molecular function: deoxyribose-phosphate aldolase activity. The transcript has 9 exons. Gene Ontology annotation, biological process: carbohydrate catabolic process; deoxyribonucleotide catabolic process. The coding region runs from base 154 to 1110 and encodes 318 amino acids. Gene Ontology annotation, cellular component: cytoplasm. NCBI's taxonomy places the organism in Eukaryota, Metazoa, Chordata, Mammalia, Chiroptera, Hipposideridae.